AUGAGAUUUUCCAAGGUUUUAGUGAGCCUUGCAUUGAUAUCUCAGGCUAUUGCGGUGUAUCCUCCACCGGUAGGCAGCAACGACGGUGAUGUUGCCAUCACUGGUUUUGGCGCAGGAGCUGCUUCCGGAUCAGACUCGAGCAGCUUGGUUUCCGAGAAGGCUGAAGCUUCUGAUUCGAAGGUUUCUGGGAUUGGCGAGAACAGUGGCUCCAUUUUGAGCUCCCAGAAGACGCCUCUUGAGGGACAGGACCAAAAAGCUGAAGGAGGCUUUAACGCGUUCCUCAUGUCAAUUUCCAUGAUUAUAGUCUCGGAGAUCGGCGACAAGACCUUUUUGAUUGCUGCGCUUAUGGCCAUGAAGUCGCCGCGUUUGGUUGUUUUUACUGCCGCGUUCUCGUCAUUGGCCGUCAUGACUGUCCUCUCAGGAGUUGUAGGACACACGUUGCCAGCCUUGAUCCCCCAGAGAUUAACCCAGUUUCUUGCAGGUAUCUUAUUUAUCGUGUUUGGUGUCAAGCUAUUCAAUGAAGGACUUGGAAUGUCCAAGGAGCUCGGUGUUGGCGAGGAAAUGGCUGAGGUAGAGGAAGAAAUUGCUUCUUCCGCGAUCAACAGUCGCAUGAACGCCAGCGAACUGGGCAAGGAGUUCAACGAGCCGGCCUACAAGAAGGUCUUGGAGAAUGCUACCAAUCUGGUUUCGUUUGUGCUCUCCCCAAGAUGGGUCCAGGUGUUCGUCAUGACGUUUUUGGGUGAAUGGGGAGACCGCUCCCAGAUCGCCACGAUAGCAAUGGCUGCUGGUUCAGACUAUUGGUUCGUCAUUCUCGGAGCAAUUAUUGGACACGGCCUGUGCACUGCUGCUGCUGUGAUUGGCGGGAAGUUGCUUGCUUCGAAAAUCUCCAUGAGAAACGUGACUUUGGGUGGUGCUGUUGCGUUCUUCGUCUUUUCCAUCUUGUACUUCUACGAGGCUUCGUACAACACUGGAGAGUAA
Molecule: messenger RNA, 978 nt
Organism: Kuraishia capsulata CBS 1993
Lineage: Eukaryota; Fungi; Ascomycota; Pichiomycetes; Pichiales; Pichiaceae
Exons: 1
Coding region: 1-978 (325 amino acids)
Biological process (GO): Golgi calcium ion homeostasis; calcium ion transmembrane transport; Golgi calcium ion transport
Cellular component (GO): fungal-type vacuole membrane; Golgi apparatus
Molecular function (GO): manganese ion transmembrane transporter activity; calcium ion transmembrane transporter activity
Source: RefSeq, a predicted model, not a curated record